GAAUCCACACCUAUUUUGUUCGAGGUGACCACGUCUUCCCCAAAGAAACCCCGCCCGGGUAAAGAUAGCCCGAUGGGGGUAUCAAUAGGUUCAUAAAUCAACAUUCCCCUUGUUUGCGUCUUCUACGGACUAAGAGUUGAGAAGUGAUGCAGCGAGAGCGUGAAACAGAGAAAGGAGGAAGCAGUGUUAGAGAGGUGGUCGCGAUGGAAUCAGGUGCUGGAGGAGAAAGGACUCGUGAUAGCGAUGGCGACUGCGACAUGGAGGAGUACGGGCAGCUACAGCAGCAGCUUCAUAGCUCCAAAAUGCGCCUGCACGAUCGCCUCCAGGUUGCCACAAUAGCCACGGCGGAGCGGACAGCGCACAAGUGCGGGAUGAAAGUGUCCAGCCGAGUGAUGAGCGCUCUUACAGAUCUAACGUUUAAGUUUGCUGAGCGCUUGGCGGUGGACGCGGAGCUCUUUGCUCAGCACGCAGGACGUAAGAAGGUGGACACGGAUGACGUCCUGCUUGUGGCUCGCAGGAAUGAGGAUGUGCUUGCGUCGCUUCGAUUACUGGCACAGAGUUUCGCAAAGUCUAAAGAAAAAGGCCCCGAGAAAAAACGGAAGAAGGCUGUAGCUGACGUCCCCGACACAUGAGGAUGCACGGGCAUCCACCUUCAGCCACGGGAAAUUUUACUGUAGGGAGCAGAUUUAGACGCAGGAGCAGAUCACAUGUAGAGCUUCGAUGAUUUUGUAGACACAAACGGGGCGUCAUUUUGCAUUGAGCAGUUUUGAUCCACUCCUGCUUAAUGUUCAAUCAUCGAUGUACCAUGUGAAUGGAAAGCGCGAUGCAUCGUUCUGCAAGUGCAGAAGCAAGCAAAUUCACAAGGAUAUAUCAGGCCAUUACGCCAUUGCGUUAAAAAUUGUAUACAGAAAGGAAAAAAAGAAGAAGAAAGAAAAUUAAAUGCUAGCAGUUACAAAGCUAAGCAAAUUUAUCAGUCACACCAGUCAGAAAUCUGCAAUAGUUUUUUU
Molecule: messenger RNA, 1007 nt
Organism: Physcomitrium patens
Lineage: Eukaryota; Viridiplantae; Streptophyta; Bryopsida; Funariales; Funariaceae
Product: protein MHF1 homolog
Biological process (GO): resolution of meiotic recombination intermediates; replication fork processing
Cellular component (GO): FANCM-MHF complex
Molecular function (GO): protein heterodimerization activity; chromatin binding
Source: RefSeq, a predicted model, not a curated record